Messenger RNA from Stylophora pistillata, 6100 nucleotides. RefSeq lists its product as uncharacterized. The record is from RefSeq and is a predicted model, not a curated record. Gene Ontology annotation, molecular function: protein binding. NCBI's taxonomy places the organism in Eukaryota, Metazoa, Cnidaria, Anthozoa, Scleractinia, Pocilloporidae. Gene Ontology annotation, cellular component: nucleus.
AAUAUGGCGGAUCAGGUCUCCAUGAAAACUCAACUGGGGUUAAAAAUUUGAAUUAUUCCAGUCCUGUUCUUUAUCUUGUGUUGUUUUCAACUCACUAAGUUCCAUUUUCAAUCUUGGAACUACAUCGUUUCUCCAUGGUAACUCUAGUUUGGAUAAAAGUGUGAUCAAGAUUGCCUGAGGGAUCCGCAAGCUUGAGUCUUGACGCGAUACUUUGUAAUGGAUUUCGACCAGACACAAGUAAUAGACGAUUUUGGUGUGGAGGAGGAAGUGAGUGAGGAAGAGAAUAACGGUCGAUCCAAGAAAAUCGAGGUUGCACAUCUUAAAGUUUUUUCUCAACAAGGUUUUAAAGAAUCAGUCUUUCCAGUAUUCAAAGGUGAUAAUUUUAUAGGGAGAGAUGGCAAGUGUAAUAUAACUAUCCCUAUAAAGGCCUUGUCAAAGAAACAUGCCUGUAUUGAAGUGCAAAGAGAUCUUCAUCUUCUUUAUGACUGUAAGAGUAAAAAUAGGACAAGGAAAGGAAAGUCUCUGCUAAAGCCCAUGGUACGUUACGAGCUUAAACAUGGUGAUAUGUUGACUUUUGGUGAUGUGACUUGUCAGUACUUGGUAGGCAUGGAAGAGGAAGAGGAAGAUGGGGAUGAAACUGGUUCUGAAACAGGUUCAGAAUCCAUGUUAAUGGAUGUGAAUGUUGACGAAGAACUGAAGAAGACUGAUAAGUCAAUUGUAAGUGAGGAUGUUAGUUUGUCAAGUACAAUUGAUGAGCAUGUUAAAGGUGCUAUCCCAAGGGAAUCAUUGUUGCAGGCAACACCAGGCCACAAAACAAAAAAACCAUCCAAGGAUGAUGAAGAUGCAUAUGCUGCAGACACAGAUUCUGACACAGAUGAGGAGCGACCUCUUGUGACAACAGCAGUGCCAACUAUAAUGUUUAGCUCUGAAGACGAAAAAGAGAUACCAAAUGAUCAGAGGGCCUCAAGUGAGUUAUUAAGUGUCCCAAUUAAACAAGACACUAGCAUGGAAGGGCAGACUCUAGCAUUUGGACUUGGGAGCCCGACUAACGUGUUUCUGAGUAGAGAUUCAACAGGAUCUUCAGGAUCUCACUCGGCUCAAACAGGAAGCAUUCCACCAACUCUGAAGAUUAGCUCUGAAUCUGAUUCGCUCUCAGAUGUUAGCCCAUUCAGGCAUCCUGGAGCUAGGGGCUCUGUCACCCAACCACCAUGUGGGCCUACACUGUUAUAUGGCUCUGAAUCUGAUGAUGGGAGCCCAAUUAAAAGACCAAGGCACCCAACAGUAAGGGUUGCAGACAAGGGCCCAUCUUGUGAGCCAACACUUUUGUAUGGUUCAGAAUCAGAUGGAUCUCCAAAAAAGAAACCCAGACUACCAAUGGCAUCAAAUGAACCGACUUUGUUGUAUGAGUCUGACUCUGAUGAAAGCAAUGAUAAGGCAGCCAAAAGAUUGCGUGCAUUGGGUGACAGCCAUCAGGGAAAUCAGGAUCAAACAUUGUUAUACAGUGAUAUAUCUGAAGGGAAACUGCCAAGUAUUCCAGGAAAAAGUUCAGCAGAUGGAGAGAACAAAGAUAGCACUGAUGGUUCGACAAAAGAAAGGCCAAACACCGAGGAAGAAAUGGGGGUGGUUGAGGAUACUGAUGCUACGCUACCAUACUGUAGAGCUGAAAUGAGUUCAACUGAUGAUGAGGGUGAAUCAGAAGGUGUUAGAACUGCUAAGAGGACCAGUGUUGAUGAAACACCAGCUCCUAUACUGCGAACUUUGGCUUGCAACACAAAAGAAAUAGAAGAGGAUUUGACAGAUGAUGAACAACACAAUAGAGAUGCUGAUGAUUAUGGAGCAGAUGUUGCCACUCAAGCCUAUGCUGUUCAAAGUGACUCUGAACUUGAAAUUGAAUCUGUUUCAACUAGGGAUGAGGCAGUGGCAAGAGAUCUGAACCAGGUGGCUAAUCCUUCUGAUCUUGAGGCAACACAAGCGUAUUGCAUAGAAGAAGGAGAGGAUUCUGACAGUUCAGAUUCACAGCCACUUCCAAUUGGCAUUGCUAAAACAGCAGCUACUGAUGACAUUCAAGCAACCUUAGCUUAUGGCAUUGGAGAACCAGAAAGGGUAAGUGAUUCAGAGAGGGUUGAUAACAAUGACGGUGAUCACAAGAGAGGUCAGGCACAAGCACUUGUGUAUGAUGACUUACAAGCCACCCUGGCAUAUGUGAUUGGAGGUGGUGAUGAUGAAGAAGGUUGUACAGAGACAGAUGGAGAGCAGCCUUCUGACCUUGAUGCUGGGGUCAGCAGAGGUGAUGAUGUCCAAGCUACUACUGCAUAUGGGCUGGAAGCAACUCAAGCAUAUGGAGCUGAAGAAAUCGACGAGGAGGAGACUGCUGUUAAGAACAGAGAUGACAUAGGUGGAUAUCAAGGUAGAGGUACUGGUCCUGACGCAAAUGCAGCAACACUUGCAUAUGAUUUUGGUUCAACUCAGCCUUAUUGUGGGAAUGACAAUGGUGCAACUGAGGAUGACAAGGGAGACAAUGCUUUUGAAGAGCAUAUUACUAAAAUGGAGAAUCUUGCCACUUUAGCUUAUGGGCUGGAAGAAACCCAAGCUUAUGCUUUUGAUAAUAAUGAUUCAGAGUCAUCUCACAAUGACAUGAUUGAAGCUACCCAAGCAUAUGGUAUUGAUGGUCCAUCUGCAGAGGAGACAGGGCCACUAGCACAGUUGUAUGCAGCAUCUACUGUUCAGGGUGGGGUGACAGGCAUAGAUGAAAAUAAAAAUGGUGUAUCAGCUGUUAGUGAAGUGGAUAUAAGUAAACCUUCCUCAAGCUCUGCUGUUGAUGUAGUGGAUGACUCUCAAGACCGUGAAGAUGUAAUGCCACGGCGAUCACGUUCUACAAGGGGAAGGAAAAAGCCAGUUAUUGAAGACUCUCAAGAAGUGGGAUCAGCUGAAAAUUAUGCAGUGUCUGUGGUAGAAAUAUCAAAUAAUGACAAAAGAGAGGAAACUAAAGUGGAAAGUACACCAGGCAGUAUUUUAAAUAGAAAUGGUAAAAAUUCUCGAGUGACUCUUUCCAGCAGAAAGGGAAGAAGAGGGGCAAUGAGGGUAACAAUUGACUCUGGAAUGCCAGAUGAGGAUGAAGGUAAAGAAACAUUGUCAAGAGGAGGACAGAGUGGAACAAAGGAGACAAAUGCAUCUGAGAGUCAAGACAAAGAGACUUCUAAAGUGCCAGCUUCAACAGGGAGAAAAAGAAGAAGACAAGCUGGGAAAGGAAAAUUUAUUGAAGAGAUGGAAGGAACAACCAUAAGAAAAUCAAGAAGAGGACAAAAAGGAAAGGGAGCACAAAUGGAAGCCACAUUUCUGCCAGAAACACCUCCUAUGCCAUCCACAGACACUACUGCUAAAGAGAUAAGAGAGAGUCCACCAGAUUCAUCAGCUGAAGCUGUUCCAACAAGAGGAAAAGGGAAAGGAAGAGGAAAGGGAAGAGGAAGGAAAAAUGAACAGUUGGUGGAGGAAUCAGUGGCAAGGGAAUCCAUUGGUUCAGAGAUAUCUACCAUCUCUAAUGAACCAGAGCCCCCAGAAACUGUGAGUACACCUGCCAGAGGGAAGGGUCGAGGCAAAGGCAGAGGAAUCAAAGCUCAGCCAAAGAUAGGCAUGGAUCAUGAAUUAGAAGCAUCUGCAAGUACUUCUCCACAAAAAACAAGUGAAUCCAUUGGUUCAGAGAUAUCUACCAUCUCUAGUGAACCAGAGCCCCCAGAAACUGUAAGUACACCUGCCAGAGGGAAGGGUCGAGGCAAAGGCAGAGGAAUCAAAGCUCAGCCAAAGAUAGGCAUGGAUCAUGAAUCAGGAGCAUCUGCAAAUACUUCUCCACAAACAGAGACCCCCACUGUUAAUGUCAAUGAGUUGCAGCCAUCAGAAUCACCUGCCAGUGUCUCAACUUCAAAAAGAAAGAGUAGAGGCAGGAAGAGAAUACAACCUACAGCAGCUGAAUCAGAGGCUUUGGUGUCAUCAGAAGGUACAGAAUAUUCUGAGACUAUUGCAGACUCAGAGGAAAGCUCAACAGCUGGAAGCAGUCAGCAAAGUUGCAGAGUGAGACCAAGGAAGCAACAACCAGAGGACUCUGAGUCAGUGGAGAUGGUGGAAACACCAGCAAAGAGAGGGAGGCGUGGAAAGGAGCCUUCUGUGAACCGAAGCCCAUCCUUACAGAGGGGAAGGUCUUCUACUGAAAAUAGUCCAAGGAUAAUUUUCACAGGCCUUUAUGAUAAACAGGGUGAAAAAGUUGUGAUAAGCUUAGGAGGUCAGCUGGUGGAUAACAUUCACAACUGCACUCAUCUGGUUACUGAUAAGGUACGGCGCACGGUCAAGUUCUUAUGUGGUCUUGCCGGUGGGCAGAUCAUUGUUCUUCCUUCAUGGCUAGAAGCUUGUAAAAAGGCAAAGAGUUUUGUAGACACAUCACCAUUCUUAGUUAAGGAUAAAGAUGCAGAGAAGCAAUAUAAUUUUGAUCUUCAAAGAUCUCAUGAAGUUGCACUCACUAAGGGUCUUUUAGAGGGUUACAAGGUGCAUGUAACAAAGAAAGUUAAACCAGAACCAUCACAGAUGAAAGACAUAAUUCAGAGUGCCAAAGGAGAGUUCUUGACCAGUAUGCCAAGAAGUAAAGAGGACAGAGUUUUUGUGAUCUCUUGUAACGAUGACAGAAGUGUUUGUAGAAAACCAAUGGAAGCUGGCAUCCCUGUGGUCAGUGCUGAAGUUCUUCUCACUGGAGUAUUGCAACAAGAGCUUAAUCUUGAAGAAUACAAAUUAUUUGCUGAGGAAAUGUCUGAUACAACUCAGGAGACAAGCAGUUUAAGUGGACAAAACAAAAGAAGGAAUGAAACAUCAGAAGGAGGUGGUGCAACAUCAUCAUCCUCAACACCAGGGGCAAAGAACUCAGGGUCCAAAAGAAGAAAGAGAUGACCUAUUCUUUGCUUUUAAAGGUCAUGUUUACCACAUUUAAGAUGCUCAGAAAUGUACCAGGAUCUUAGAAAUCAGUUAAUGGUUUGGUUUUGUGGAGGAGGGUUGGAGCCAGUGGAAUGACAGCUCUGAUGGGUGCAAGAAAAACUCUCCAUUACCUUGGAAACUCUGAGAUUCAAAGCACAAUAAGCCUUUGCACUAAAAAAAAAAAAUAGGAGAAAAGAAAGAGACCUUUUCACAUGGAGAACUAUAAUUAUAGUCUAGCUAAUAAUCUAAAAGUCUAAUACAACCUAAAUAUCAUAGAUCAAAUACUUGACUUUUAGAACUGUCAAGGGUAUGAAUGCUGUGGAAUCUUCCUGCAAAGAACACACUCACAACUAGGUGAAAUGUCCCCUGUAUAGAAGUUCCUUGAAUGAUCGUAUCUGAUUCAAAGAUUAAAGGAACAUCUCUUCACUUGAGACUGAUAUUUGUUUGCCCUGGAAUGGAGGUUUCCCAAAAGAGAGUUUACUCUGCAUAUUUUUUUCUCUAGCUGUGUGCUUAACAGAUUUCUUUCUCUCUUUGUACUUCUGUAAAGUUUUUCUGUAGAGGAUCCGAUGCAUUGAGCUCUGUUGCUGACAUUUUUACCCACCAAGGAGAGUGUGUUUAUAUUUGAUCAUAUUUGAGUUCCCAGUUCUCAACUGAAAGUAGGAAAUCAAGGUGCAACAUACAACAGAGAGGACAAAGCUGUGCAUAGAUGAUCUGAUGAUAAAUGAUCAUGAGAUUCUUAAAGCAAUGAAAAAGAUGGUCUUCAUGAAGAUACCUUUUAGAUAGUUUAUAUAAACAGAUAUACAUGUAUGUUUGCUUUUAGAGUUGGUGUUCAUGCUUUUUAUAUGCUAAAGUUUGACAAAAAAGUGGCAGCUAUAAUGGGCCCAUUUAGUUGUGUAAAGCCUUGUGUUAGCCACUGUGAAAGGUUAUGUUUUACCGUCUGCAGUAAAAAAUAAAUAUUUUAAUCACACCACAAAAAGUUUGCACCUGCAAGGAUUUUUUUCUAGAUGUAAAUUUAAUACAUAAUGCACCCUUAACCCUUUAUUUCCCAAGAUCUCUUUAAACUAGUAAUUCUCCCUACUUUCCUCUGCAUAAUUCUGAUGAUGUUAGUUUGGAGAAUUUAGUGUUGGAUCAACUAUUAAUCCCCCAA